Taeniopygia guttata (zebra finch) is the source of this 3497-nucleotide messenger RNA. The record is from RefSeq and is a predicted model, not a curated record. NCBI's taxonomy places the organism in Eukaryota, Metazoa, Chordata, Aves, Passeriformes, Estrildidae.
UGGGGUGAAUCCUACCACCUUUAUACCUGACAGCAGGCAGCAGGCAGGAUGGGAGUGGUCCAUAUAAGAAAUGGGUGGGAAAAAUCAGGAAAGCUGGUAGAGGAGGGUUCCAUUCUAUGUGAGAAAGCAAAAUUCGCCAGCAGGUAACUUGGCAAGAACCAGAAGAUAAAACUGAUCAUCUGACUGGACACCAAAACAAUACUCCAGUUAAAGAUUAUAGACUGAGCAGCCCUCACUGUCACAGAUGGAUAAAAUCCUCUCCACCUGCUGCUGCACCUCCUGGCAGUAGAGGGGCCUCCAACGUCAUUACACUGCUGACAGCAUCUCUUCCUGAUGCAGAGCCAGGUGGAGCUGAGUGGUUACUACGAAGCUGAGAACACCACCCCUUCUUUGGAGGGCUACUUUUGCUUCAACUCAGCCUCAUCUGUGGUUGGCAACCAGGGAGACCCCUUCAGAAAGAUCUUCAUGCCCCUCAUCUAUCUGCUGAUGUUUGUGUUGGGGACUCUGGGCAAUGCUCUGGUCCUGGUCAUUUUAGAGAGGUUCAAGCGGUCUCGCACCACCACAGAAAACUUCCUUUUCCACCUCACACUGGCCAACCUGGCACUGUUGCUCACCUUCCCAUUCAGUGUGGUGGAGAGUUUGGCUGGGUGGGUAUUUGGGAAGUUCCUCUGUAAGAUACUCAGUGCUGUCCACAAAAUCAAUUUCUACUGCAGUAGCAUGCUGCUGGGGUGCAUUGCGGUGGACCGUUACCUGGCCAUCGUCUAUGCAAUCCACACCUACCGCAAACGCAGAGCUCACUCCAUCCACCUCACCUGCAUGGCUGUCUGGCUCUGCUCAUUGCUUCUGACUUUACCUGAUCUCAUCUUCAUGGAAGUCUGGACAGAUGACGGCAACCGCAGCAUUUGCUAUUUUCCAGAGGUUGGGAUUGAUGGAAACAAUGCGUGGCUGGCAACCCGCUUCCUCUACCACACCGUGGGCUUCUUUGUGCCUCUGCUGGUCAUGUGUUACUGCUACACGGCCAUCAUCCGGGCACUGUGUCAGUCCCAGCGCCUGCAGAGGCAAAAAGCUGUUCGUGUGGCCAUCCUGGUCACAGGCAUCUUCCUCCUAUGCUGGAGCCCAUACCACAUCGUCAUCUUCCUGAACACACUUACCAAGCUAGAAGCCUUCACCAAGAACUGCCUCCUGGAAGACCAGCUGGACACAGCCAUCAUGGUGACAGAGGCCAUUGGCUUCACACAUUGCUGCCUCAACCCCAUCCUCUACGCUUUUAUUGGGGUCAAGUUCCGUAACGACUUCUUCCGGAUCCUGCAGGAGCUUGGCUGCAUAAGCCAGGAGACCCUGCAGGAGAUCCUGGAGGUGACAAGGAAGGGUAGUGGGAUAGAGUCUGACAACACCACCUCCAUCUCCACUUUCUAGCUGAGAAGGGCUGCCUGCAGGGCAGAAGUGGCCUGGGUCUUUCCUUCCCAGUGGCACACUUGCUGUGGUCUCAGUUACAAGUUUCACAAGUAUCCCCACAACUUUCUUCACUCCUCAGGAAACAGAUCCAAUAGCCACCAAACACCCACAUCCCAUCAGACACCUUUCUUAGCUCUUCCGGGUUCUCAAACUUUGUAGAGACCUAUCUGGCAGCUGUUGGUGAAUGCUGGAUGUCUGACGGUCACUCUUGUGGAGCUGGAUGACGAUGGUCACUCAAGCGGGUUGAAUCUGAUAUUCCCACCUCUCCCUUGAAAAACGGACUGCAGCCAUCUUGUGCACAAAGCCAGGCACGGGACUCAGGUGCCAGCGUUAAGGAAAAAAGUGCAGCCAAAUAAAUGCAUCAUGUCAGUAAGCAGGUCUCCAUUUCACUAGCUAAGGUUGGUACACACAUGCUUAAGGUAAGCCGUGGGACUCAGUGGCCAUCGCAACUGGACAGAUGCAGGUGGGACUGAUGGAGGCUGCUCAAUCCAAUAGUAUGGGCAUACAGUGCUGGACACUCUUUGACUGCAACAUUGUCCUCCUGCUGCAUAACAUCCCCCCAGCCUGCCACAACACAUUCAUCUUCACAACACAGCUUAUGCCAGGAGGUCCUCCCACAGACUGAAAGAUUUGGCUGUUACAAACUCCUUUCCUGACACCAGUAGCAUUCUUCCCCACUCAUUUGAUCUGUUUUAUUGCUGUUAUGAUCUCAUGUGAGUGGCUGCUGAACUGAAUGCCUGACUGUACAAAAGUUUUCCUUUAAGGAGGAACACCAUCUGAGGAGAUGGCUUCUGUCUUGUGACUGCACACAGGGGAGAGAAACCACACAGCUUUGUAAAGCUGAUGGUAUAACUUUUUUUUUUUUUUUUUUUUUUUUUUUUUUUUUGGCAGCUAGAUGUAUGGCUAUUUAUGGGUUCUGAGAGCAAGGAGACUCACUGUCCCAGAAUAAGGGAAAGUCUACUUUGUUUUGAGCAAGGCUAGAGGAAAUGUGGCAUUUUGCUUUGCACUGUGCUUUCUGUUAAGUUUUCCUCCACCUACACCUGAGUGGUGAUCUUGCCCUGAACUGCAAGUAUGCAGAAACUGCUCAGAUCAGGGCAGCUUGAUUAUAAUUUGGUUCAAAGUAAGAGCAGCAGCUUUCCCCAUCAUUAAUUCUUGCACCAUGAGCUGGUGUGUGGGGAAGCCCCAGCAGACUCAAGACAGCUUGCUGCUGCCUGGGAGGUCUUGUCACAGUUUAACAUGGCAGCAGGCCCAAAACACUGCUCCAUGACAUUUCUGUUCCUGAAGACUGCUGUGGCCUGAACUGUAGGAGAGCCAUACAUACCAAUGUCACAUGAGCACAACCCUUCUCACAAGCACACUUUUAAAAAUCUCCUCUACCCUUCACCUCACAUUUUAAGCAACAUCAAAACAAUGUUAGUUCUCCUGGGGUAGCAGGAAUUUUGUGCUAACCUCACUUCUGAAGUUCAUCCCACUAGCAGACAGCUCAGUCCCAGGUGAACUUCACAGUAGUCAAGGGCCCUGCUAAAAAGACCAGCCAUUAUGGAAAGGGGCACAUUACCUCAGCAGAGAUCUCAACAGCUCGAUCUCAUAUUGUGAUUUGAGGAGAAAAACUCACCUAGUAUAAGGCAGUCCACCAUUUCCUGCAGCACCGUAUCUUCAAAGAUGAAACUUUCAAGUAAUGGUGAUUGUAGUCGUUCAGGCACAUACAUGCAGCAGAGAAGGGCAAGUCUCUUAAGCCUGCACUUGUAUUCUUCAUGGUUGUACCAGUGAGAAAACCCAUUGCAGAUGCAUUGUAAACACCUCCCCAGCAGGUUAUGGUGACAACUCUGUUUCUCAUGAAAAUGUUAUUGAAAGAAAUAAUAGUAAAAGUAUAAAAUUCCUACAGUGGUCACAAAGUAAAAAGAAAAUCUGCACUCAAAUGAAAGUGAACAGACUACACAUGUAUUGUUACUAUAGCUUUUAGCAUUGGUAUGUACUAACCUUUAGGAAGUUUUGAGGUAAGCUGUAAUAAAAGGGUGAAUAAAACACCAUGUUCUAAUGUA